Molecule: messenger RNA, 1711 nt
Organism: Tigriopus californicus
Lineage: Eukaryota; Metazoa; Arthropoda; Copepoda; Harpacticoida; Harpacticidae
Product: anhydro-N-acetylmuramic acid kinase-like
Exons: 2
Coding region: 229-1419 (396 amino acids)
Biological process (GO): amino sugar metabolic process; peptidoglycan turnover
Molecular function (GO): ATP binding; phosphotransferase activity, alcohol group as acceptor
Source: RefSeq, a predicted model, not a curated record
UGUAACAAAACUCGCCGCCUCUCUUCUCCUCCUACUCCAAUAACUGUUUGGACCUCGAUUAAAUACUAGUUUUCUCUCUCUAGAAUGUUGUUGUUAUUUCUUAGUAACUGUGGGAGCUGGAAUUCUGAAGUCCGACUGAUCCAGUGAGUGAGGGGCCAGGUGGAAAACGGAGAGGGAUCUUUGUGUUGCUAAAUCCAAAAUCCCCGAUUACAAACUCUCAAAUGAGAAAUGUCGGAAAACUUAUAUUACGUCGGUUUGAUCUGUGGAACGAGCCUGGACGGGAUUGAUGCCGUUCUGGUGGAGAUCCCCUCUGAUGACGAGGGAGAUGGCAAGGAUGGGCGGCCGAACAUCAAAUUGGUUCGAAGCCAUUUUGCGACAUUUGAAGACAAGUUUGUGUCACGCAUGAAGAACCUUUCACUCGGGAUUUAUGGACCAGGCGAGGACCCGAUAUUCCAAUUGGGAACCCUGGACCGAGAAGCGGGACAUCUAUUUGCUCAAGCAGCCAAUCAGCUUUUGGCUAAAUCCCCUGAAAUUGGACCCGACAGAGUCAAAGCCAUCGGGAGUCAUGGAAUCACAGUCCGCCAUUGUCCCGCAGAGGGCCCGACUCCGAGUUUCACUCUGCAAAUUGGCGACCCCAACACCAUUGCCGUGGGCACGGGGAUCAACGUGGUGGGCGACCUUCGACGAAAAGACCUGGCUUUGGGCGGCCAAGGGGCACCCCUGGUCCCGGCUCUUCACCAAGCCAUUUUCUCUCAUCCCCAAGUGGCUAGAUGCAUAGUGAACAUCGGAGGGAUCAGCAACGUCACCAUUCUGAGGCCAGGCCAAUCGACUUUGGGCUUUGAUACGGGCCCAGGAAAUACGCUCUUGGAUGCUUGGUGCCACGAAAAGACGGGCAUGGACUUUGACAGGAACGGAGAAUGGUCUCAGAGUGGUCAGUUGAAUCCGGCCCUCUUGAAGCAUUUGAGAGAUGAAAGCUACUUUGAACUGAAGCCCCCCAAAAGCACCGGCAAGGAGCUCUUUAAUCCAUCGUGGCUCAAGGGCAAAUUGCAAUCCUGGACGAAUGCCUCUUCGUCACAUCCGCUUUCGGAUGUGGAUAUUCAAUGCACAUUGGUACAUUUAACGGUCACGACAAUAGCCGAAGCGUUGCGGGACGAGCGGGACAAGCUGGAUGGUGUCCAAGAGGUCUACGUGUGCGGUGGGGGAGCUCGUAAUGGUUUCCUAAUGGAAUUGUUGGACAGUGCCUUGGUGCCCUUGAUUGUGAGGACAACUAAUCAUCUUGGGGUUCAUAGUGAUUUCGUGGAGGCCAUGGCUUUCGCUUGGUUGGCCCAUGCUUUCACUCGGGAUCGUGCUGGCAAUUUACCCGAAGUGACCGGAGCGAAAUCAAAGGCCAUCUUGGGAGGACUCUAUAAAGCGGGUUAAUGAAAAAACCCACGCACACUUUAUUACAACGCUCGUGCUAAUAACCACCGGGCCAAGGGACCGCUCGCUACCCACUGCAACCACCAUAUGGGACAUGGAAAGGAUAACGGGGUCGGAAAUGAGGAAAGAAGAAUCAAGCUGGCAACCUAUUAAGUUGGACUUUCACCUACUUCCAACAAUCCACCAUCAUAUAAGCACGCACGCCUGGACGCUCUAACCUACUAAGCUCCCUUUCCUCAAUCUCGACCUUGUUGUAUGCUCAGGAAAUAAACCUCAUUUUCUCUCACAUAAA